Messenger RNA from Penicillium samsonianum, 276 nucleotides. RefSeq lists its product as uncharacterized. Lineage: Eukaryota; Fungi; Ascomycota; Eurotiomycetes; Eurotiales; Aspergillaceae. The record is from RefSeq and is a predicted model, not a curated record. The coding region runs from base 1 to 276 and encodes 91 amino acids. The transcript has a single exon.
AUGAAAGACAAACUCCUCAAUCAGAUGAACCAACACGCUAGACAUCGUGAUUUCUCGCAAUUCAUCUCAUGGACAAAUGCGGCUCAAACAAGACCCAAGAACUUGCUCUUCAUCGAUACCAAGUUCACUCGUCUAAUUAACGGCGGCUACCUCCUUGAAAUUUGUAUUCGGGACGGCUAUGGCUCCACGAUUGUAUAUUCUACAAUCGACCAUGCCUGUACCAUCAAUACUUAUACCAACGCGCUUCUCCCAGUCCAUGGAACCAAGCAAGUAUAG